UUAAUGCCUUCUCGUAAAACUUUAUUUCUAUCGGCAGAAUUGCAUGCAUUUAGGUGAAGUUGCAUCAUUUCACCACCUGCAGUUCCCCCGUGUACACCGACGUUCGCCCGUCAGAUUUGUUUGUAGUUGGUCUUUCUCUCACUGUGUGUAACAGUACAUCGGGUACAAAAUGCUGUAAAAACUCCCCCUCCAACUCCCGAUGUUGUGACCCUACAUCACAGACAAGGCUGUGGACUGUGAGCAGGUGUGAAGGUGAAAUGUGGAUCUUUCACAGGAAGCGGGAGAAAAGGGUGAUGGGGAAUGUCGGACUCGCAGAUACAGAUGAGUGUGCAGAGGGUUCGGACGACUGCCACAUCGACGCCCUCUGCCAGAACACGCCCAAGUCCUACAACUGCAUCUGCAAGCCGGGCUACAAGGGAGAUGGCAAGCAGUGCGAGGACAUGGAUGAGUGUGAGAACGACUACAACGGGGGAUGUGUCCAUGAAUGCAUCAACAUACCUGGAAACUACAGAUGCACCUGCUAUGAUGGUUUCAUGCUGGCCCAUGAUGGACACAACUGCCUGGAUGUGGAUGAGUGUCUGGACAACAACGGUGGAUGCCAGCAAGUGUGUGUCAACACCAUGGGGAGCUACGAGUGUCAGUGCCGUGAGGGCUUCUUCCUCAGUGACAACCAGCAUACCUGCAUCCACCGCUCUGACGAUGGGAUGAACUGCAUGAACAAGGACCAUGGCUGCGCCCACAUCUGCAGAGAGGCUCCAGGCAAAGGCGGGGUGUCGUGCGAGUGCCGUCCUGGCUUUGAGCUGGCCAAAAACCAGAAAGACUGCACAUUAACGUGUAACUAUGGAAACGGCGGCUGCCAGCACACAUGUGAUGACACGGAUACAGGACCAGUGUGUGGCUGCCACCAGAAGUACGCCCUGCACUCAGACAGCAAGACCUGCAUCGAGAAAGAUGAGGCUGCAAUUGAGAGCUCUGAGUUCAAUGCCACGUCAGUAGCUGAUGUGGACAAGCGGGUGAAACGGCGGCUACUUAUGGAGACCUGCGCCGUCAACAACGGCGGCUGCGACAGGACAUGUAAAGACACCGCCACUGGGGUGCGCUGCAGCUGCCCCGUAGGAUUCACCCUGCAGCCGGAUGGCAAAACCUGCAAAGACAUUGAUGAAUGCCUGGAGAACAACGGAGGCUGCGAUCACUUCUGCCGGAACACGGUGGGCUCCUUUGAAUGCAGCUGCCAGAAAGGCCACAAACUGCUCACCGAUGAACGGACAUGCCAAGACAUUGACGAGUGCUCCUUUGAGAGAACCUGUGACCACACAUGCAUCAACUACCCGGGCAGCUUUGAGUGCUUGUGCAACAAGGGAUACAUCCUGUAUGGCCUCACUCAUUGUGGAGACAUUGAUGAGUGCAGCAUCAGCAACGGGAGCUGUGAGCAUGGCUGCAUAAACACCCAGGGCAGCUAUGAGUGUGUGUGCCCUCCCGGACAGAAACUCCACUGGAAUAAGAAAGACUGCAUCGAGGCGGUGAAGUGUCUGCCCAAUGGAAAGCCAGCUCCUCGAGCCCAGCUGAUCUGCACCAAGAGCGGAGGGGAAGAAGUCUGCUCGCUCACCUGCCCCUCUAACGCCCUCUUCCUUGCAGACUCAGAGAACAGCUACACACUGAGCUGCGGAGUGCCAGUCCAGGCUGGUAAAGCUCCUCAGAAGAGGAAUGCCACAACUGCCUUACCCACAUGCGCAGACACGCUGGCACCGCCUGUCAAACAGAAGGCCAGGUUCAAGAUCAAAGACGCCAAGUGUCACCUGAGACCCCGCAACAAGGAGAAACACAGAGAUUCAUCGAAGCAGAACCUGCAAGGAGGCCAGUUCCCAUGCACCGAUGACUGCCAGGUAACUUUUGUCAACCUCAAGUGUGACUCAUCCAAGAAGCGCAGACGAGGACGCAAAUCACCUUCGAAAGAGGUUUCCCACAUCACGGCUGAGUUUGAGAUGGAGAUGAAGGAGGAGGAAGCCUCAGACUCGUGUAAUGUGGAGUGUGUGCGGGAGAGGAUGAAGCAGAAGCUGCAAAGCGCCAUGCGCACACUCAGGAAGUCCAUCAACAAACAGCAGUUCUACAUCCAGUUCUCUGGGACGGAGUACGAGGUGGCCCAGAAACCAUCCAGGACGACGGAGGGUGCCGAGACCUGCAGCACGGGUCAAGUCCUGCGAGAUGGAAAAUGUGUGAGCUGUGGUGUGGGGACAUUCUACAGCGGGGAGCAGGAGCAGUGUGUCCAGUGUCCUCCCGGGACGUACCAGGACACGGUGGGUCAGCUGUCCUGUGAGCCAUGUCCCAGCACCGAAGGACAAGGCAUCGCCGGUGCUAAGAACGUGUCUCAAUGUGGAGGUCAGUGUCCAGCAGGUCAUUUCUCUGUGGAUGGGUUCCGCCCAUGUCAGCUCUGCCCUCUGGGCUCCUACCAGCCAGAACCAGGCCGGGUCCUCUGCUUCCCCUGUGGAGGUGGCCUCAUGACCAAGUACGAAGGAUCAGUCUCCUUCAGGGACUGUGAGGCCAAAGUACACUGUGCCCCUGGACAUUACUACAACUCCAGCACCCAUCGCUGUAUCCGCUGCCCAGCAGGAACCUACCAGUCUGAGUUUGGGCAGAAUUACUGCAUCACCUGCCCAGGCAACACCACCACUGACUUUGAUGGUGCCACCAAUGUGUCCCAUUGCAAAAACCAGCUGUGUGGAGGUGAACUGGGAGAAUACACAGGCUACAUCGAGUCUCCGAACUACCCUGGCGAUUACCCAUCCAAUGUGGACUGUGUCUGGACCAUCAACCCGCCGCACAAGAGGCGGAUUCUCAUUGUGGUACCCGAGAUCUUCCUACCCAUCGAGGAUGAGUGUGGAGACGUGCUGGUCAUGAGGAAGAGUGCCCAUCCCACCUCCAUCACCACCUACGAGACAUGUCAGACCUAUGAGCGGCCCAUCGCCUUCACUUCUCGCUCUCGCAAGCUUUGGAUUCAGUUUAAGUCCAACGAGGGCAACAGUGGCAAAGGUUUCCAAGUUCCAUAUGUCACGUAUGAUGAGGACUACCAGCAGCUGAUAGAGGACAUAGUACGAGAUGGCAGGCUCUAUGCCUCCGAGAACCACCAGGAGAUACUGAAGGACAAGAAGCUGAUAAAGGCCCUGUUUGACGUGCUAGCCCAUCCCCAGAACUACUUCAGGUACACGGCACAAGAGUCCAAAGAGAUGUUCCCUCGCUCCUUCAUCAAGCUGCUGCGUUCCAAAGUCACCAGGUUCCUACGGCCGUACAAAUAGACAGGACCUCUCCACUGUCCAAGUCCCCUGUCAUCCUGCUUCAUUCCAAAUCCAGCAACCUAAAUGUAACCCCUCCCCCCUACCCCCUGCCUGGGUCAAUACAUUGAUGUAUGCAUCUUUAUUUCCUGUUUUUGUCACGUGAUGCCUUUCCUCAUCUUUUUAACUCAUAAUCCAUCAUUAACUGAUACCCCCCCCAGUUAGUGCAGCUUUUUGUAUAAGGUUUGACUGAUAUGGUUUUUGAAGGCCAGUAUUAAUAUUUUUAUAAUGUAGCAGAAGAUACCUGAUAUAUAUUGUGUGUAUAUGUUGUUUCUUUCAUUUUGACCAUUUUAUACCAAACAAGUAUUAAGUGUAUUUUCUCUGUUUGGUAUAGUGAAAUUUUGCGCUCACACACGUGCUAGGUGGAGAUGCAGCAUCUGGCAACAUUGGUGGUGCAUGGUCUGAACAACAAAUUGUGAACAUAAAGGACUACAGAAUAAGGAUGGCGGCUUUUGCUCCCUUGGUUGUAAUUGGCCUUGAAGCCCAGUUCUGUCAGCACUGAUAGGCACACAGAGAGGGCUGGUUAAGAGACAGACAGCACUAGAUGGCCUAUGGAUUAUUUUUUGACAGGUACCAGUCAAACAUGUGGCUUCCUCCCACAGUCCCAAAAACAUGCCUGUUAGGUUAAUUGGCUACCCUACAUUGCCCCUAGGUGUGAGUGUGUGGUUGUCUGUCUUUGGGUGUCAGGCCUGCGAUUG
Scatophagus argus is the source of this 4024-nucleotide messenger RNA. RefSeq names its product signal peptide, CUB domain, EGF-like 1 (gene scube1). Lineage: Eukaryota; Metazoa; Chordata; Actinopteri; Scatophagidae. Gene Ontology annotation, cellular component: cell surface. Gene Ontology annotation, molecular function: calcium ion binding. The coding region runs from base 258 to 3290 and encodes 1010 amino acids. The transcript has 25 exons. Gene Ontology annotation, biological process: signal transduction. The record is from RefSeq and is a predicted model, not a curated record.